UACCAAUCACAUUGUGAAUUAGUGACCUUCAAGUGCUCAGCCGUUCCGCAAGCCGCUAUCUUUUGUCCGGAUGGGGUUGUCAAGCAUGGGUGUGGGAGCACAAGAUAAGAUAAAAAAUAUUUUAAGCUUUCUUGUCCCUACAUUCUUUCAUAAACCAAGUUACAAUCUGACCACCUCGUGUGGGACAAUUCAUCAACAGUUAUGUGAAACACUUUACGGAAUUCACCCUGUUCUGUGCGCUCUUUCAUUCCAUCAGCGUAAUAUAAAGCAAUUGUAUGUUAAAGAUAUUUCAUCCAAAACCAAAGAUUCUGACAGCCUAGUAGAGCAGUCUUUAUUUCAAAUAAUUGAGGAAGCACUUAGAUUUAACAUACCUAUCACACAUGUAUCAGUUGAAAAACUGAAAGUUUUAUCUAAUUCAAGAUCACAUCAGGGUGUGUUACUUGAGGUUUCUCCAAUCAUUAUACAUCCUAUCUCAAACCUAUCUAUCCGGAACUUGUUACACUCUUGGAGAAACCCAUCAGAAAAAUAUUUUCCGUUUGUGAAGAAGAAUAAUCGACCUAUUAUCUUACUACUAGACCAUAUUUCAGAUGUUAUGAACUUUGGAAGUAUUUUGCGUUCAGCUGCAUUUUUUGGCGUCUCUGCUGUGUUACUAUCUACUGCUCCAUGUGUUGCUCCAUCACCACUUAUCAGCAAGCUUAGUGUUGGUGCCAUGGAAGGUAUGCUAUUUUACAGACUGACCGAUACCGUAAUGGAUAUGAAGUCUUUGUCAGAUGCGGGAUUUCUAAUCGUUGGUACCUGUGGAGAAAGUCAAAUUUCACCAAAUGCAAUUAGCAAACCCUUGAAUUGCUUACAACCGAACGAGGUAGGAGUUAAUGACUGUAAUAACAAUACUGGAAUUUUGCCCAGACCAAUGGUCUUAGCUUUAGGUAGUGAAUCAAGAGGUCUGAGUGAAAAUGUCUUAAACGCAUGCGAUUUAUUACUACGUGUCCCAGGCCUUGCAGAUACGACUAACUUGGUGAAUAAAUCGAUAUCACAAAAUAUUCCGUCUUCAUUAAAUGUAGCCGUGGCAGCUGGUAUAUUAUUGUAUCAAUUAACAAUGUAUCGACAUGGAUGUGAAGCAGCUAAUACUUCAUCAUUCGUCUUUCAUAAGGAAUAAACUCCCUCAUCCUUUUUUCAAGAUGCUUUUUAGCCCCCUAUAAUGUUUUUAAAAUUUAUUUCCGACUUGGUAUAUGAUCAUGUAUUUAUACAAAAUUGCUGUUGUCAUAAAUUGUUAUUUUGUUUCUGAAUAAAUUUCCACCUACUUUUCUAAGUCUUCCUCUUUUUCUCUCUAUAGAAUGCUAUUGGAAUGAAUGCUUUAUCUGUUGCAUUUAUAGUUGGGUAGAUUUUAUUGUUUCACCA
Trichobilharzia szidati is the source of this 1398-nucleotide messenger RNA. NCBI's taxonomy places the organism in Eukaryota, Metazoa, Platyhelminthes, Trematoda, Strigeidida, Schistosomatidae. The record is from the annotation of a GenBank genome assembly.